This is a messenger RNA of Oryctolagus cuniculus (rabbit), 2017 nucleotides long. Lineage: Eukaryota; Metazoa; Chordata; Mammalia; Lagomorpha; Leporidae. The record is from RefSeq and is a predicted model, not a curated record.
GCUGCCUACAGCAAGGAGUGGGGCUGGGGCACAUGGAAGAGCUCUACACCAAAGAGGAAUUUCUCCCCCAGAAGAGACAGCAUCUUAAGAACCAUGUGAUAAGAUUCAAACGAUCUGCCUGUGAACUUGAAUAGCUCUGCAGCUUCCUUCCCAACGUUAUAUGGAAAUUCUUAAGGAAAUAAACUGUAUCUUGGUGGGAGAAGGCUGUUUGAAGAAACAUGGUGAACUACUACAAAGUACUAGGGGUACCUCAGAAUGCUUCCACCUCCGAUAUCAAGAAGGCUUAUCACCAAUUGGCUCUACAGGUACAUCCAGACAAGAACCCAGAGAACAAGGAGGCAGCCGAGAAGAAAUUCAAACAAAUAGCAGAGGCCUAUGAGGUCUUGUCUGAUGCCAGGAAGCGCAACAGCUAUGACAUGUCCAGAGGGAACUACACCAAGAGGGUAUAUAGAGGAGAUGGCAGAGACAGAAGCCAUUUGGAAGAAGACCUGUGCUUUGAGAGGCCACACCGUGUCUUUCAGAAUGUUGUUGAGGAUGAGAACCUCCUCCCAGGACAUAGUCUUCCCACUGGCCAUGCGAGUAGGCCUGGGAGAUUCCACUACACCAUCUUUGAUGUGACCCCCAUACUGGACACAGGAUUCUCCACUUUUGUAUCCCUGGCCCCCAGAUCAAGUCUCCCUACCUCUGAGCUAUUUGUACCCUUUGUAAGCAUCGGAAUGGGAAACUUCAGACUGGUCACCACUUGCAGCCAGAUAGUGAACGGUGAAAGAGUUGUUACAAAGAGAGUGCUGAAAAAUGUGAGGGGGAUGACUGAAGUGGAGCGAGAACGAGAAUUUCAUCCCAUUCAUCCAUCCCGUUGGAAAUUGAUGGAAAAUCCCUGCUACUGAUGACAAGGAAUGAUGUGUUGACAGGACUUCAGCUAAAACUGGGACCUGCUCUGAAAAUCUAUGAGUAUCAUGUAAAACCUCUGCAGACGAAGCAUUUAAAGAACAGCUCUUCAUAGUACAGUAAAUUGGGGUCUCAGACCUCAAAAAAUACAUAAUGACAUAAUUUAGUUUCAUGUGAUGAAACUUUGUAAACACAAUGCAUACAUGUGUAUAUGUAAAGAAUUUCAACCAAAUGACAUGUUAUCCUAUUGGAUAGACUAGGCAAUCCAUCGGCUGACUCGAAUUCAGCCAGGAGGAGCAAGGGCAAGAUGUUCCCAGGAUAGUUUUCCUUGUGGAAUUUAUCAAAUAGAAUAAUCUUUGACAUGAUAAGAUACCCCUCCCCACAAAGGGUUUGAAACCAUAAGGAUUUUCUUCAUUUCUUCAGAGUUCUUCUCCAAAAAAAUCCUGUUAAAAAAUCAAAUGAAACAACUAUCUUUUAGUUCGACUUAGGAAGAGUUAAAAACAAGAAACAUGGGGAGGGGGAGAAAGAGACAGGGAUUACUGUCCCCCUUGAAUUCUGCUCCUUAGAGCUUGUGCUACUCGGAUGGCAUUGCCGACACCCUUUUUUAGAGAGGGUCCUCCACUUGACCUUAUUAAGGUUUCACUGGGAUAUGCUGCAAUGUUUGAAACGAACGUGCAUCAUGACCCCUUCAGGAGCAGAACUGUAGCUCUGAAAAGAGAAACUCUUGUGUCCUGGGGAUAUCCAUCCAUAUUUAGCUAGCUUUCAUAGGGGGUAAUGGUAUUUUCUGCUUAGAUUUGUUUAACGUAGUUCUUUGUUUCUGAAGAAAGCAUUUUUUUUUUUUACUUUAUGGUUUGUAUUUAUAAUUUGUUUCUGAAGAAAUUUGCCAAGAGUUAUAGUUCAAAAGCCUUGUUACUAGUACAGAAUAUUUUUAUAUAUAUAUUCCUUUGAUGAUGUAAUUUUUAAAUUGUUCUAUGCUUUGUUUGAUUCCUGGUUUGAGUACUUGUUUUUAAUAACUUGAAAAAGUGGGCUUGCUACAUCUCUGUUCAAAGAGACAUUUGUUCGAUCUCUGUGUAUCAAUGCCUUGUUGAGUUGGUGCUUUGUGGUUGCAAUAAAGCAUUGCUUCAGUUUA